GCGUCGUCCGUCCCUGGUCGCAUUCUGGCGCGAACAAAAAGGCUUAUCCACACUAUGAUCAGGGAGUGACACGUGGCGACGUAGCAAAGCGAGAGCAUUUGCCGCUCGCCUGCUGCCCACGUGGUCUGUUCGUAUCCCUUGGAACCGUUCCGUAGUAGACUCCACUUCAGCUUGAUAGCUAUGGCGGCUGGAGCUCUGGCUAUGGCGUCCAUAACGGUCUCGUCCUCGUCGGCCACAGCCGCGACGACGACGGCGGUUAGCGCAUCGUCGUCGUCGAGGAACGGGCAGUCCACGUCAGCAGUUCCGUCGUUGACGUCAACACGCGUGGGCGUGUCCCUUCCGCGGGCUCUCGCAGGAUCGUGCUCCGCGUCAGCCGCUAUCUCCGAGGUGGUGGCCCGCGGCGGUGGGAGUAACAUUGAGGUGGAGGUGGACAAGCCAUUAGGAUUGACGCUCGAUCAAAAGAGCGGAGGAGGGGUUGUUAUCUCGAACGUGCAACCUGGCGGGAAUGCGGCCAAGGCAGGGCUGAAAGCGGGAGACCAGGUAUUGUACACAAGCAGCUUCUUUGGAGAUGAGCUAUGGCCGGCGGACAAGCUUGCCUUCACGAAGACGGCUGUUCAAGCAAAGGCAGACUCCGUCUAUUUUGUCGUAGCAAGGUCGGUGUCUCCCGUCCGAGCCCCCCCUCUUAAGCUUGACGGUGAAUCUACCUGCAUUGUCAUUGUUUGGUCCCAGGGUGGUACGAAUGUGGUCCAAAUCGUGGACAGGUUCAUGCACUAAGUUACCACCAAAUAUCAUGUGUGUGUGCGGGUGUCUGAAUACUCUGAAGAGUCUGAACCUUUGUUGUCCUCAAGUC
Chara braunii is the source of this 850-nucleotide messenger RNA. The record is from the annotation of a GenBank genome assembly. NCBI's taxonomy places the organism in Eukaryota, Viridiplantae, Streptophyta, Charophyceae, Charales, Characeae.